Molecule: messenger RNA, 981 nt
Organism: Penicillium waksmanii
Lineage: Eukaryota; Fungi; Ascomycota; Eurotiomycetes; Eurotiales; Aspergillaceae
Exons: 2
Coding region: 1-981 (326 amino acids)
Source: RefSeq, a predicted model, not a curated record
AUGGGGGCCAGUGAUGACUCUUCGUUCUUUUUGUAUGGAGUCGGGGAGCGGCCCGAGGCGCUGACCCUUGGUUCGCUGGUCUUGGAGAAAUAUUGGCAGCCGAUGAUUGCUCGUCACCACACCCAUGAAUUACUAGACGAAAAUGGCCUGCUUGAGCAUGCCUAUACCACCAAUAUAUCAAACGCGGUAUUCCGGGGCUACUCGCGUUUAUCUCCAGCCGUCGGCGUGGAGGCUGGCGAUAUCAUGAAUCUCGGUCUUGCAUACCACAAAGACCGUGAACGAAUCAUCGUGGCGGAAAAAGGGUCUAGAAUCACGUUGAAAGAGUAUGCUAGUCCUCCGCUCCUGAAUCCGUUAAUCAAUAUUGACUUGUUAAUACGCAGUCCUGAGGCAUUCCUCACAGAUAACAUCCUCACAACUCCAGCAGCACAGCAAAAGCUCAAACUAUGGCUCUCGGCCGCACAUAGUGCCUAUCUUCUCAACUUCAAGUUCGCUCGUCGGCCCAAGGUAUGGCUUUUGACUGGUCUAUACCUUCUGGAAGGGACUCGGGCAGUAGUAUCAAAUGGCCAGAGUGCAAAUAUAUCAGCAGGUGUCUCGUCGGCUAUAAUCGGUGCUCUAUCAGGCGUACCUGUUGGUGGGUCAGUCAGUCUGGGCGCCGGUUCGACAUGGGAAAUGGCUAUGGAAGUAGCCGACCCACAUGUCUGGGCAGCUCAGUAUCGACUGGUUGACGCGCGAUUCAUCAAAAUGGGCAAAGGCGGUAUUGAUGGGGUUAAACUACCAGCGUCGAUGGGACUAUAUCGCGAUAUCUUGUCUGUGAAUACAGCCCGAGGUGCAGGCGAGAGGGAAGUUGAACUUGGACUCGAGAUUGAGCAAGAUGAAUCAAUGAUAGAUGAUCAGGAUGGCCAGGAAGAGGAGGGGUAUGAAAAGAGGUUGGAACAGGCAAUCCAGAUGUUUGAAAAGGCGCCGAAGCACUUCUUGCAGUGA